CAGAGCAAGAGUGCAGGAGAGGAAGGGGCUAUGCAGUGGGCAAAGAGAGGAAAGUUUGACUAGAGGAGAAGGAGUGCAGGAGGAGGAGCAGGAAGAUAGUGUGUGUGUGCAAGAGAGUAUGUGAGCGAGCGGGAGCAUGUGAGUGUGCGAGACGAGGAGAAAGAGAGGGAGUGAAGCUGAAGAGCAGAAUGAGCAGGCUAGGUUUGUGUUCUUAGUUUGGCUUCAGGACAGAAAGCAGACACAGGAGGAAGUUACCAUGAAGAACACUAUGGAGUGUGUGUAUUGGGCGCACAGUCGCCAUGGCUUUGGUUCAGGGACUGCCCGUGCCCUCUGAUCACCCACAGUCCAGUGUUGAUAUUCAGCAGUGUCACCCUGUAUCGCACUCCCCAACCACAGGCACCAUGGGCUCUGUCAGCAGCCUUAUCUCUGGGCGCACUUACCAGGAACGCCACUGCCGCGCUGUCAGUGAUUUCAGCGCCAGACUCCGCAAGCCCCUGCCUGCCACGAGCUGUUUCCGGCAGCAGGAGGGCACACUGCGCAGGGCCAGCUCUCAGGAGGAGCUCCUCGACAAUCAGCCUCCUCUGCCUAUCAAGAACAAACCCACUACCCUCAUGACUGCCGGCAAUGGCAACUAUGGUUACAUGAGUGAUGAGGUGGUGGGUGACUGGAAUGAUAACCAUGUCAAAGUGGGCAGCCCAUGCAGUGACACAGAAGAAACACAGGAUAGCCGAGGAACUGUGAACAGUACCAACAUCGGAGGCCCUCCACCCAAACUCAUCCCUGUCUCAGGCAAGCUGGAGAAAAAUAUGGAGAAAGUCGUAAUCCGACCAACCGCCUUCAAGCCUGUAGUACCCAAGAACCGCAACUCUGUGCAGUACCUUUCCCCACGGCCAGGGGGCAGUCUGUCUGAGAGCCACGGAAGCCUCAACCUUUUACUUCCAGGAGGAGCAGGGAUGCUGUGCACAGAGAAACACAAUUCGUACAACGGGGGUCGCAACGCUCGCAAUAGUCAGACUUGCAGCAUGUCAGACUCUGGCCGCAAUUCACUCUCCAGCUUGCCCACAUACAGCAGCACUGCCUGCAGCCUGGUGCAGAGUGAGGGACUGUCCACAAGCACAGAGUCCACACGGCCCACAGGAGGACACGGCCACACUAACUCAGACAGCGGCCGGUCUUCAUCCAGCAAGAGCACAGGCCAGCCACUCUCAGACAGUGGCUCAUGUGGACGUUCCCCUGCUCCCCCAGAGGGGUAUGAGAGCAUUAUUCGUGAGCUAGAAGAAAAGCUGAGAGAGAGAGACUUGGAGCUGCAGCAGCUUCGAGACAACCUGGAUGAGAAUGAGGCAGCCAUCUGCCAGGUGUACGAGGAGAAGCAAAAACGCUGUGAGCAGGAGAUGGAGGAGCUCAGGCAGAGCUGUGCAACCAAGAUGAAGCAGGUGCAGCAGAAAACACAACGGGCCCAACAGGUCCUGCAGCUGCAAGUCUUCCAGCUCCAACAGGAGAAGAAGAAGCUGCAUGAGGAUUUCUCUCAGCUGCUGCAGGAGCGAGAGACACUGGAGAAGAGAUGUGCCUCCAUUGAAAGGGAGCAGAACCAGCUAGGCCCCCGUCUGGAGGAGACCAAGUGGGAGGUGUGUCAAAAGUCUGGCGAGAUCUCCCUGCUGAAGCAGCAGCUGAAGGAUGUGCAGGCUGACCUUGGCCAGAAGGCAGCUGAGAUUGUGGCCCUGAAGGCCCAGCUGCGAGAGGCUCGCUCUGAGCUGCAGGCUAGCCAGGUGCGAUCACAUGAAGCCCAGGCCGCAGCACGAACUCGCACGCUCGAACUGGAAGUAUGUGAGAACGAGCUGCAGCGCCGCAAAAGCGAGGCUGAGCUACUACGUGAGAAAUUGGGCCGACUUGAAAUGGAGUCAAACCGACUUCGAGACGUGUUUGCAUUACCCAGCAGCAAGGGUCAGUGCAUGAGCCUGCCUCUGCCUCAGAGCCGUGUCGGAAGUGGCCUGAAUCAAGUGCACAGCCCUGCUUUCCGGGAGGUACUGGAGCCGCUGCCAUCGUACGAAAGUGAUGUGACUAGGGUGCAGCAGCAGAGUUCAGAUGCUCUGCAUGGUCUGCACUUGCAAGUAGAGCAGCUGCGCACUGAGCUGGUGUUGGAGAGGAGGCAUGGACAGGAGCAGCAGGAAGCCUUCGAUGAGGAGCGCCGUGUCUGGCAGGAGGAGAAAGACAAGGUGAUCCGCUACCAGAAGCAGCUACAGCAGAACUACAUCCAGAUGUACCGCCGCAACCGGGAGCUGGAGCGUGUAAUGAGGGAGCUGAGCCUAGAGCUAGAGAACAGGGACAUGGAGGAGUUUGACAUGCGCCAUGACAUCCGAUUUGAGGAAAUCACCGCCACCGAGAUCUAAUGCACAUUCAGAUUGUUCUCAAUUGCUGAACAAGCUAAAUGCUCCACGUCCUCCACUGUGCCCUCAAAUCUGUUUUGAGGAAAUGACCUAGUCACCAUCUCCGCCCCUCCCCCACAGACAGAAAAUUCAAAUUGUUCUGAAACACUGCCUGACUUCCACUGUGUCCUUUAUAGUGCACUGCUUACCAAAGCACCUACUCAGAAUCUAAUCAGGGUGGAUAUGCAGCCUAGACACUUCCUAAACAUCCUGUUUCGUGACUAUUGCAAUUGCCAUGUCUUUUCAACACCGAUGUGUGAAUUUGGGGAACACAUUUAAAUGGAGGAAAGAAGCUUUUUGUGAAACAGUUCCUGAAUAAAAUGAGUGUCUCUGUUACUGGAUUUCAGUCCGAAUACGCAGCUCCUGUACUGUAAUGGACUGAUAUCAUGUACUGUGUUAGACACAGUAAAGGCACUAAUGGGAGAGGAGCACCUGCACUAAUGGACUCCACUCCACCACUCCUUACUAUCAGCAUUAAUAUUAAUGGAACUCUAAUGCAGCAUGGUUAAGUUCUACAGAGUUGAAGUGCAUUGUCUUGUCACUCAAUCUGCUUUUAGUGUGGAGUCAUUCUUACCAGUAAGACCCAAAAAACCCCCAUCUUUUGUAUAGUGGCUGUUGUCAUGCCAGGGUACAACACAAAGACAGAGAAUAGCAUCUGUCCUGUCUGUCCUCAGAGCUCACUGGGUGCUCAGCACCUCAAUACUAAUCACUUUAACUAGAAGUGCUAUUUUUUUAUGAUGCUAUUUUAUAUUUUAUAGUUUCUUUCAUCUUCCUUCAUAGAUUGCACAAUGCACAAUAUUGUGAUGCAUACAACAAAGUGUGAAUAGCAUGUGUGCAUGAUACAGUAAUGUUCUGUCAUCAGGUUGUCUGGAGAUUAGAUUUUUAGUGAUCUCUGUGGAGAUCACGCAGGUUACAUAUGCUCUAGUCAGCAGUGUCUCUAUGCACAGUGGGUGGAGCCAUUGCUCUCAUUAGCAACAUAGACAAGACAGUGUAUUCAUAGAUCUUAGUUUAGGUUUGCCUACAGCUUCUGAAAUCCUAAUAGUCCUAAAGAAAAUAGUCAAAUAGGAGGGAAUAUACAGUAUAUACACAAUAUACACUAUUUUUUUUUCUUUGUUAUUACUGAACAAACUCUUUAAAAUAUGUAGCAAUGAAAUAUAUUUGAUAUAUUUUUAUAUGCAUAUAUAGUGACAGCCUAUUUUGUGGUAACAGUUCAACAGUUUUCUAUCUCACACACUUUAAAAAGAAAUCCAGUGGAGUCAUUUGCCAUGAGCAUUUCGUAAGGCACUUUAUAGUGACUGCUUAUAUUUCCACACUGUUGCUAUGUAGAUUUCAGUGACUGCUAGGAAACUCCACUCUCUUAUGACUUUUGAUGUUAGGAAAUUUGGAAACGGUGUUUUAAGAUUCAUCUACCAAGUGCCAGACACUGCCUGACUCAAUCACUACCAAUUUAGCAUUCUCCAAAUUCUUGCAACAAUGAUUCGUAUCAGUUAGCAGCUCCAUUUGUAUUAUUAGGAAAAUCAUUCUUACUGAUUUCCAGCUGGUUCUUCCUGCUCACUGCAACUGAUUCUCCAUCAGUCCACAUACAUCACGGUUAUAACGUUUCUAUUACCUUUGUUCCCAAACUUUUUGAAGCCAAAUAGCAGUAUUAAUCAAAAGGUCUGGGCAAUUUUGCUUCUGGUCAAAUCACUUCCAUAAAUCCGUUCAUUUGCUUAAUUCAUGUGUUAGUCAACUUAUAAAAUCUAGCUUUGACACCCAACCCCCCCCCCCCCACCACCCCCCCCCACACACACACACACACAGACACACACACUCCCUCAGAGAUCUGUUAAACCAGAGCAGCACAGUGAUAACGUGAGGAGUGAGACAUACCCUUUAAUCAAUAACAUAGCAUACUUUUCUCUCUCUGAUCAGACUGCUUUCUUACAUGUCUCUGUUACAUGGUUUGUGAAUACACUCAGUGGUGUUUCUUUAUUCCCAGUGUUUUUUUUGUUCUUCCACUGAAUACCAUUUCAUACACGCGUGUAAAUAUUCCUAGUAUUGUAUUAAAAUUUUUAUGCAUAAUAUCUCUAUAAAAGGUGUAACCACUGGGAAUAGACCAAAGCAAAGUAACAAUGUAUUUGUUUCAUUCUCUUUUAUUCAUGUUUUGUGUGUGUUUUGUAGUCACUUGUAUAUUAUCAUGCUGUACAUUUCCUGUAAAAAGCAAUACAAUGGUUUUGAUUAAAAAUAAGUCCCUUACAAGUCA
This is a messenger RNA of Ictalurus punctatus (channel catfish), 4665 nucleotides long. It is a transcript of the gene lzts2a, whose product is annotated as leucine zipper, putative tumor suppressor 2a. Bases 300 to 2387 code for a protein of 695 amino acids. The transcript has 5 exons. The record is from RefSeq and is a predicted model, not a curated record. Gene Ontology annotation, biological process: cell division; negative regulation of canonical Wnt signaling pathway. NCBI's taxonomy places the organism in Eukaryota, Metazoa, Chordata, Actinopteri, Siluriformes, Ictaluridae.